AUGUCUCUUCGACUUGCGAACCUCAGUCUCAGAUACCGUUGGCAUGAAGCCAUUCUAAUACAUAAACAAUGGCAACGUCAGUUUCAAACUAGCCCACCUGUCCUGGCCAGACGCGAGAAGAAAGUGGCUACUCCAACGAAGAAGCAACUGGCCGCCAAAGCGCGUAAAAAAUCACUCAAGACUCGAAAGAGUAUUUAUGAUUCGGAAAAAAUGACAUUGGAAGACGCCAUCGCGGUCCUUCGGGCUGUGGAGGUCGCCGCACCAAAUGCCACGUAUGAAUUGGUCGUUAAGACCGAGAUGACUAAAGGAACUACCAUUCCGAAAGGUCGCUACAGCUUGCCCCGCGAAGCGAAAGCGCAGACGAAGGACCGCAUCCUCGUAUUUGCUGAAGGGAAACAGGCAGAGGAAGCCCGGAGCGCGGGGGCGGAUAUUGUUGGCGGACCAGAGCUUGUUGACGGGAUCAUUAGUGGUCGCCACCAAGCUAGCAUGUUUCUCUGCACGCCCGCCCUGAUUCGUGCUAUCACUCCUAAGCUAGGGCGCGUCCUUGGACCUCGCGGCCUAAUGCCGUCUGAGCGGCGUGGCACCGUGACAGAUAACAUAACUGGAUAUCUUCGCAAACUGAAGGGUACAAGUGAAUGGAAAGGGGACAAAGCGGGGACCAUACGGGCACCAGUUGCCAAGAUGCAUUUCUCUGUCGAAGACGUAAUCAGGAAUGUCAGGUAUUUCCUCGGUGUAGUCAAGCGCGCAACCGGUAACCUCAGGGAUCCGAAUGCGGAGCAAGACAAAAAGGACACGAACAAGAAGCCCCCGACUGCCAUCACCCGUGUUGUUCUAAGUUCGCGGCAAGGUCCUGGUAUACAAAUCUCAGAUGUGUAG
Molecule: messenger RNA, 876 nt
Organism: Fibroporia radiculosa
Lineage: Eukaryota; Fungi; Basidiomycota; Agaricomycetes; Polyporales; Fibroporiaceae
Exons: 6
Coding region: 1-876 (291 amino acids)
Biological process (GO): translation
Cellular component (GO): large ribosomal subunit
Molecular function (GO): RNA binding; structural constituent of ribosome
Source: RefSeq, a predicted model, not a curated record